UAUGCUCUAUGGUUAGAAGAAGCAAAUUAGAUUUUGCCAAAUAAGAAGUUGGUUUAGAUUCUUCUAAUCCUUAUUUUUAAGCUAUGUAAAAAGGAACAGCAGCUUUGAUGGCAAUUUUGGAUCAGUUAGGUUUAGGAAACAAUAGUACACCUAUGAUAGCAAUUUGGAAGUAGCAUUAGGGAUGUUAGUUACAAUUAAAGGAAAAUUAAACAGAUUAGAAAUUUAAGACCUUUAUAACACUAAAUAAAUAUAGUUAUAUUAAGCUGAAAAGAUUGUCAAGCACGGUAUUUUAGAAACAUAUGGAUUUGCAAACUAAAGAAAAUUGAGACGCUUACAAUCAACGUUAGCAAAUAUGACUUUUUUUGCUGGAAGGUUGCCAUAUUAUCCUUCUUAGAAUAUUAAUGAAUUGUUUAUUUUAUAUUUAGAGCUACAUUUAUUAUAAAGAUUGAGAAAGGUAUUUAAUUUUAUUAAUUAAUUUCAAUGUAUUAAUAAAUGA
This is a messenger RNA of Paramecium primaurelia, 496 nucleotides long. Lineage: Eukaryota; Ciliophora; Oligohymenophorea; Peniculida; Parameciidae. The record is from the annotation of a GenBank genome assembly.